Messenger RNA from Erinaceus europaeus (western European hedgehog), 1253 nucleotides. RefSeq names its product dickkopf WNT signaling pathway inhibitor 1 (gene DKK1). The record is from RefSeq and is a predicted model, not a curated record. NCBI's taxonomy places the organism in Eukaryota, Metazoa, Chordata, Mammalia, Eulipotyphla, Erinaceidae. Gene Ontology annotation, biological process: negative regulation of canonical Wnt signaling pathway; multicellular organism development. The transcript is spliced from 4 exons. Bases 27 to 806 code for a protein of 259 amino acids. Gene Ontology annotation, cellular component: extracellular region. Gene Ontology annotation, molecular function: receptor antagonist activity; co-receptor binding.
CUUCUGCACCUUUGAGAACUUGGGAGAUGAUGGCUCUGGGUGCAGGGGGGGCUGCCCGGGUGCUACUCACCCUGUGUGCGGCCGCCCUGUGCGCCCACCCUCCGGGGCGCGCCAGCGCGAUACUGAACUCGGUGCUGGUCAAUUCCAAUGCCAUCAAGAACCUGCCCCCGCCGCUGGGCGGAGCCGCCAGCGCCGCGCCCGGAGUCCUGUACGAGGGAGGGAACAAGUACCAGGCCGUGGACAACUACCAGCCCUACCCCUGCACGGAGGAUGAGGAGUGCGGCUCAGAGGAGUACUGCUCCAGCCCUGCCCGCGGAGGCCCCCACAUCUGCCUGGCCUGCAGGAAACGCCGAAAACGCUGCAUGCGCCAUGCUAUGUGCUGUCCUGGGAAUUACUGUAAUAACGGAAUAUGCAUGCCUUCAGAGGAGCAUAAUCACUUCCAUCGAGGGGAGGUUGAGGACACCAUCAUUGAAACCUUCGGUAAUGAUCGCGGCGCAUCGGAUGGGUAUUCCCGAAGAACUACUCUGUCUUCACAAAUGUUUCCUACCAAAGGACAAGAAGGUUCUGUCUGUCUCCGGUCAUCAGAUUGUGCUACAGGCUUGUGCUGUGCUAGGCAUUUCUGGUCCAAGAUCUGCAAGCCUGUUCUCAAAGAAGGUCAAGUGUGCACCAAACACAGACGGAAAGGCUCUCAUGGGCUGGAGAUAUUCCAGCGUUGUUACUGUGGAGAAGGUCUAUCUUGCCGGGUCCAGAAAGAUCAGCAUGAAGCCAGUAACUCUUCUAGGCUUCAUACCUGUCAGAGACACUAAGCUAACUGUCCGAAGGCAGUGGACUCCUUUUAUAUAAUAUAUGCUAUGAAAACCUUCUGUGACUUUUGUCAGCUCAAUCUUUCAGGAUGUACAAAUUCUGUGGCUACAGUUAAGCAUUCCAAUAAUACCGUCUGAGAAUCUGGAGUGUAAGAGCUUUGUUUCUUUAUGGAACUCCUCUGUCAUUGAUUGCAGUAAAUUACUGUGUUGUAUGUAAAAUUUUUAGUGUGGCACUUACCUGUAAAUGCAAAAAAAAUUAAUUAUUUUUCUAAGGGUGCUGCAUUGUCUAUUCUUGCUAUGUAAAUUUUGUACACAUUGAUUGUUAUCUUGACUCUGAUAAAUAUUUUAUAUGAAUUGAAAUAAAUAAUUACAGAAUUAUACUUUUAAAUGCAUAGCCCUUCCCCUUUUAAAUCCUAGAAUCAAGAAUGCAAGGAACUUGUGGAAAGACAA